GAAUUUUAUGUAAUUUAUUAAAAGAUUUAAUAAAAUAUGACAACUGGGUUUAAAAAUAUGGCCGCAAGAGGAUGCUACAUAUAAAAAACAUAUUUAAAACACGUUAAAUUUACAACCAAAAAACAUAUAUAUUACUUUUUCAAGUAACCAAAAAUAUUUAUGCAUGCUUGAGCCGACAACAAUACUGUCAGUAAGUCUCAUAAAUAAUUGAAUAUUUUUAAAGUCAUCACCCUGUUUAGGAAUGUAAAUUGAUCGCUUAUUGUCGCCACGUGAUGUCGCCCUUCACAGUAGUUGCACCUAUGAUUCAUAAUAAUGUCAUGUUUGUAGUGCUAGCUUUCUCGCUCCCACUUUUUUCGGCCACUCGUAUGUCAGUGCUGCCUUUUCGGUUGCACUACGGUGUUUAGCUAUUGGCGUUGACAAUAGUGUGAAAAUUCAUCAGCGCAGACGACUUUGGAAUAGAAUAAGCAGUGAAUAAGUGUUGAGUUAAAUUUGCGGAUAAAUUUAUAUGCAAAGCAGGUGGAGAAAAGUUCUUUUAAUUUUUAAUUGCAAAAAUUAAUGCUAGAAUUAUUAAUGUGUAGCGAAAUUUUGUAAAUUAUGUGCUAAAUUGGAAUUUGGUGCUGGAGCACAACCGCAAGAGUUAGCUGAGUACGUGUCGGAACAGAUGGUGAUACGCGCAUUACGCUGAUUUCUCUGUUAUAAGAGGCUGGAAAGUUUUUAAUAAAAUAAUAAAUCGAUCCUCAACAGUUCGCGUUCCAAUAUCUUUUCGUUUGUGGGCGUAAGCAAGUGCGCUUUUUUCGUUUGGAGACCAACUUUAAUGUUGAAGUUUUAGAAAUUUUUAGUAUAUUUUCACAUUGUGAGUAUUAAAAACAGUACAAAAAAGUUGCAACAGUUAAUCAUCAUGUUUACUCGAUCUUCAAACAUAUAUUUGACGGAUGAUUAAUACAACAGAUAUUUCAUUUAAUCAUUAUCUUUAGAUAUAUAUAUGUAUAUAUAUAUAUAUAUUUGUGUUUAUGUAGAAAUUUCAAACGUUUGUAUAAACAAUCAUAUCAGCUGUUUGCUUUUGUGUCAAUAUGCUAUGCGCUAUUCAAGGUGAAAAGUUGUGAAUUCCAUAUUAACGCGACGAAAUGACGACAUACUUCCAAUGCCAAAUUAUGUACUGAUUUACUUUGCUAAACCAAGCUUAUUGAAAGCUCAAGUAUUUGUAGCUUAGUAUAUAGAGGAGCUAAAACAAUUAUCCGUUACAAGCUUUUUUAAUUACUAUUAAAUAUAUUUAUUGUAAAUUCUGUAUUUAAAUUUUUUAAGUGUCAAAAGUCCAUACACUGCCGUUACCCUUGGUGCAUAGACGACGCUUGCCAUACGUCAAGAUAAGCGGCAAAUUAUUAAAGAUAAAAUAUCUGCUACGUAAGAGGCUAGCCAAUAAAAUGCCGAUAAGUCAAGCAGGAAGAUAGAUUAGAUUACAUUCCACUGCCGUAUGACUGUGACUUCCUAGCAAUUAUGAAAAGAAUUUUCAAUAAAAAUAAUGCUUUAAUGCUCUUCAAUGCUUAUACGAAUAUGUGCUCAUACACAUUUGCACUAAUAAUCAUAUGUGUACAUAUGUAUGCAACGCUAAUUGACAGCAAUUCAUUCUUCCUUUAGUUAAGUAGUGAAGCUACUAAGUAGCACGUUUUCGUUAUGCCUUACAUAAAUCCGCCGCCAACCAAUGGCUACCAUAAGCAUAUAAACAGUUUUGUUUUCGAUUUUUUUUUUAAUGUAAUUUGAGAAAUUUCUCCAUUUUAUUCACAGCUAAUUCAGAAUGUUGACCACUUGACUCGCCAACUGUGCAUAAAAAUAGUUUUUGACCUCAUACGUAGCGAAGUCUGUUUCCAAAUAUAUUGCUCGCGGUCUGUUUUGACAAAAGCAUUUAAAAUGAACAUUUAAAAAUAUGGUAGCUAUACUUAUACUCCAUAACAAGUGAUGUAUGUAUAGAUGUUGAAAGCGGCAGCACAGAAAACUGUCAUUCGCGCUAGUUUACUUUUGUGUUUGCUUCGAAGGCAAUAUAUAUACAUAUGUACAUAUAUACAGAGUAUACUCACCUUUGUAUAUGUUUUUACAUGCUUUUUGUAUUAAAAUCUUUUUACUUAUGCAAAAGUGGCGUUUCCUGGUUGGAAUGGCGAUAUCAACUAGUAUUACUCUAACGUUGCAAUUUUUGCCGAAAUUAUAACACAUUUUCUGCCACAUUACAUAUAUAAUGUGUAUGUACAUAUGCAUAUAUGAGUUUAUUAUUUUGCAGUUAUAUAUGCAUUAACUACAGUUAUCUUUCAUUCUCUAUAAAUUUACGAAUCGAACUCUGAGCAUAAGUUUUAAUGGUUUGCUGAAAUCGUUAGCAUUUGUUGUGUAUGGCGCUUGGGAUGACACAUAUCACUUUCAGUUGAGAUUUCAGCCACUUGCUCAUCCAACAGACAGGCAAUGAAGUGGAACUCUAACUGACGCUCUGUAGCAUACAGAGACCAGCACACCACACACACGUGUAAAACACAUACACAUACUCGGCAUAAUGGCAACUGGUGAGAGAGCGGAUGCCAUUGAAAUGGAAACGGUUAACCGACAAAACUCUACUGGGCCGGCGACAGUUGAUAAUGUUGCCAGCAUCUCGCCUGCAACUUCGAAGCCGUCCACACCACCGCCACCACUUGUCAACACUGUCACCACAACGCCGCUUGUCACGCCGGCGAAGAAAUUAUCUGCUGAUGAAACCUUAGCACAAUUACAGGUCGUACAUCAAAGCACGAAUGUCGUAAAUAGUAUAUUACCUGCUGCGCCGUCGACGUCACGCAACUUUUAUAGUGAGGCAGCUGCGGCGCACGGCGGCGAUGAGUCUACACGACUGAUGCAGGCUGAAAUGGAAAUAAGCGCGGCACAGCAGCAGCGCUUACGUAGUGCCAGUUCGACAUUAGACGCCAGUAUAUCGAGAAAUCCGUCAGCGGCGGGUAAGCAUGAGAAGAAAAUUGGACAUCGGCGCGUUGAUGAAGGUGGCGAGGUGACGUACAAACGUAUACAAUCUAAGCAAAUAAUGGGUUCCAUUCAGUUGGGCAUACAACACACGGUUGGCAGUUUGGCCAGCAAACCUAAACGGGACCUGCUCAUGAAAGACUUUUGGGAAAUGGAAACAAUAGCGUUUCCACCAGACGGUUCAUCGAUAACGCCAGCUCAUCAUUAUAGCGAAUUUCGUUUUAAAGUUUAUGCGCCAAUUGCUUUUCGAUACUUUCGCGAUUUGUUCGGCAUAGCACCCGACGAUUUUCUCAUGUCAAUGUGUGCUUCACCGCUGCGUCAACUAUCGAAUCCAGGUGCAUCCGGCUCGAUAUUCUAUUUGACCGACGACGAUGAGUUUAUCAUAAAGACAGUGCAGAAGAAGGAAUGUGAAUUUUUACAAAAACUACUGCCAGGCUACUACAUGAACCUGUCACAGAAUCCGCGCACUCUACUGCCAAAAUUCUUCGGGCUCUACUGCUUCCACUACAAUGCGAAGAAUGUGCGCCUGGUGGCGAUGAACAAUCUAUUGCCUUCUGAUAUCAAAAUGCACGCGAAAUAUGAUUUGAAAGGCUCCACAUUUCGUCGCAAGGCAUCGAAAACCGAACGCCAGAAAGCCAGUCCCACCUUCAAAGAUUUAGACUUCAUGGAUCAUCAUCCGAAUGGUAUUUUUCUCGAAACAGACAAAUAUAACGCACUCAUAAAAACAAUUCAGCGAGAUUGUAUGGUUCUAGAGAGUUUCCAGAUAAUGGACUACUCGCUGUUGGUGGGCAUACACAAUCUGGACUUGGCGCAAAAAGAAAAACGUGAGGAGCGCAUACGUAAUGCACGUGCCAAACUGCAACGCUCCGAAGAGGUGCGCGAAGCACCGGAGCCGCCAGACUUCGACCAAACGAUGAAUGCAGGCUCAACUACAGCGUUGCAAUCGGCUGGCACCGCACUGAAUCGCUCGCGCAGCAUGAACCGCCAGCGCUUGGUAGCGCAUUCUACGGCACUCGAAUCCAUCACCGCCGACAUGGAUAUACCCAUGGAGGAGGACGAAGAUGUGCCAGCGGGCGGUAUACCAGCACGUUCCGAGAACGAUGAACGUUUGAUUCUCUACAUUGGUAUAAUCGAUAUCUUGCAAUCGUAUCGUUUGGAGAAAAAGCUCGAGCACACUUUCAAAAGUAUCAUUUACAACGGCGACACGGUGUCGGUGUGCCGACCAUCUUUCUAUGCGCAACGUUUCCAAAAUUUCAUGGGUAAAACUGUGUUCAAGAAGACGCCCACCUUUCCGCUGAAACAUUCCCCGUCGAAGCGAAAGAGCUCGACAACGUUGCGCACACCACAACGCACGCCAUCACAGAAUUUAGCCUCGCAUACACGCCCACCGCUGUUGUCCGGUUCAUCGACGCCGCCACCAGCCUUCGAUGAUAUUUCCGAAGAAGAUAUUACCGCUACACCCUCCACGACGGGCGGCAUGUACCGCAACUCGACGCUAAGUGGCGGACGUCCAAACUUGGCGCCGCAACGCUCCUACCUAAGUUCCAAUCGCAGCGCCAUAAGCAGCGCCACCGACGAUUACAGCGACGAUGAGGUAGCCUCCAGCAGUGGCGCGCGUUCGCCCACACGCCGUGCACGAUCGCCGAGGCUCUCCAAAACCGACGUACAGGUAACCACCGUUGGCUGCAUUGAAGACACGCCGGUGCAUGUGCACGACGGCGACAACAAUGGCAUCGUCGUAAACACCAAGUCGGGUGUACUCAUGAACAGUACCGAGGAAAUCAACGCUAACGGUACACAACAAUUAACGCGAAAGACAACGCUCGUGAAGGCGGUCCAAUCGCAAACCUACACAACCACUUUGGUGCUGAACGAUGUCAGAUGAGUGCUGAACAGCGUCUGUAGCGCUUUGGGUGGCGGUGAUGCUGGGAUAGCAGGAGAACCAGCACAUGUAGUAAUGAAAAUGACAGUGUGAUUAGCAAAAAUAUGAUUUAAAUAAACGAAAAGUUGAACGCCGCGACAGCCGACAACACUAAUUGUAGCUAAACGGACAAACGCCUAACGUCUGGGGAGGUAGCGAGCGUGGCAUGCGCAAAUGCCAGCCAUCAUAUACCAAGUGCGCUUAAUACUACUAUAAAAAAUCGCUUAUUUAUUAGAAUUAAUGUUAGCUAAUAAAUGUACUCGAAGUCUGCGGCCAUUGUGCAGAGUUGCAAGCGCGAGUAGUUCCAUGCAAUAACGGUUGUUUUUAUUCGCCUGAUUAGUGCCUGAAUAUUUCAGUUAUCAAAAGUGUUGCUGCGUUGGUGCUUGCUGCCUUAUGAAUCGAAAAACGCAAUCUACUUUUAAGCUUUAUGUUUCCUUGAGUAUUACUUUCGAUAUCUGCUUUAUUUAAUUUAUGCUUAUUUGUGCCUAUCAUUGAUAUUAUUUAAACGUUUUCUUUUCGUUGACUAUCUUAAACUCAUUGACCAAUACGAGCGAUUAGAAUGAUAAAUAAAUAAUGAUAUGCUAACAUACAUGCACUUACUUAUGGCGCAGGCGCAGUGUAACUGCGUCUAUUAGAAAAAAAUGAUAUUUAUUUAUUUUAAGUGUUGCGGUGAUACAGAUUUUUGUUGUUAGAAAACGUUUUCAUAUGAAAAAUUACACGAGCUAUUUUCGCUAGUAAGGCGUUCGUUAAAGUUGGCUAACGGAUUAACCACUGGUAUUAGUAAUAAUCUAACUACAUUGCUAUUAUAAAUUUUAGCUCUAAUAUUAGUUAUUUAGAAUGUAUUUAUCCUACUGAUUGUAAAACAACAUUAAGAGUCUACUAUAAUCAUAGUAUUACACCGCGAACCGACACAAAACGCAAUCUUUAUAUUUUUAUGUACAUACAUAUGCUAUAAAUAAAUGAAUGUAAUUUUUCAAUAAAAAA
Molecule: messenger RNA, 5893 nt
Organism: Bactrocera oleae (olive fruit fly)
Lineage: Eukaryota; Metazoa; Arthropoda; Insecta; Diptera; Tephritidae
Gene: sktl
Product: skittles
Biological process (GO): phosphatidylinositol phosphate biosynthetic process
Cellular component (GO): plasma membrane
Molecular function (GO): 1-phosphatidylinositol-4-phosphate 5-kinase activity
Source: RefSeq, a predicted model, not a curated record